AGUAAAGUUCUUCAAAUUCGAUCGUGGAGGACGGUAGGUUAUCUGCCAAACUAGGCGAAGAAAAUAGCCGGCAAAUUCGUUGGAAGCUCUAUUUUUAUCCUUUGGUUUACAGAGGGAGGAGUUGGAUUGAUUAAAGCUCGAGCUAUCUGAGCUAUGUGGAAAUUUUGCAAUCUGAUGGCUGAAAGUGGGGCGAAAUGGCAUGUGCUGAGACCGCUGGUAAUGAUUGCAUUAAACUUUCUUAUGGCUUCUGUGUUUGUUUCGGCAGAUCGGAGCCUGAAAUUUCAGGGUUCAAGGUACAGAGGACAUGAAGAGGUCCUUAAAUCUCCGAUAUUUCCGUUAUCGUGGCAUUCAAAUGAAUUAGAUUAUCAACAUGUCUGGCCAGAUAUGAAAUUUGGAUGGGAAAUCAUUGUGGGUUCACUAAUCGGAUUCUUUGGAGCAGCUUUUGGGAGUGUAGGAGGUGUUGGUGGGGGUGGGAUCUUUGUUCCCAUGCUUACCUUGAUUAUUGGAUUCGAUGCGAAAUCAUCAACAGCAAUUUCAAAAUGUAUGAUCAUGGGUGCAGCCACUUCAACUGUUUUCUACAAUCUUAAGCUAAGACAUCCAACUCUUGAUAUUCCCAUCAUUGACUACGAUUUGGCACUUCUCUUCCAACCGAUGCUCAUGCUGGGGAUCAGUAUCGGAGUUGCUUUUAAUGUGAUCUUUGCUGAUUGGAUGGUCACCGUUCUGCUAAUUGUUCUCUUUCUUGGUACUUCAACUAAGGCAUUCUUCAAGGGAGUUGAAACAUGGAAAAAGGAAACUAUAAUGAAGAAGGAAGCUGCACAACGCUUGUUGGAGUCAAAUGGCACUGAAGAUGUUCAAUACAAGCCUCUACCUAGUGGCCCCAGCAAUAACCCUCAAAAGGAGACCAAAGGAUCUGGAGAACCAGCGGUCCCUGUUCUUGAGAAUGUCUACUGGAAAGAACUUGGCAUUCUUGUUUUCGUAUGGAUUGCAUUUCUUGCCCUGCAAAUUGCAAAGCACUAUACACCAACCUGUUCGGUAGCAUAUUGGGUUUUGAACUCGUUACAGGUACCGGUUGCCGUGGGAGUGUCCUUGUAUCAAGCAAUCGGCCUCUUCAAAGGAGAGAGAGUGAUCGCUUCCAAGGGGGAGGCAGGGACAAACUGGAAAGUUCAUCAACUGAUUCUCUACUGUUCAUGUGGUGUACUGGCUGGUAUAGUUGGGGGACUGCUCGGUCUAGGUGGAGGAUUUAUUUUGGGUCCUCUUUUCUUGGAGUUGGGCAUCCCUCCUCAGGUCUCAAGUGCUACUGCCACCUUUGCCAUGACAUUCUCCUCAUCCAUGUCAGUUGUAGAAUAUUACCUUCUUAAACGUUUCCCAGUCCCAUAUGCUCUCUACUUUGUUGCCGUAGCAACGAUUGCUGCCUUUGUAGGGCAACAUGUGGUGAGAAAGAUAAUUCUUAUCAUAGGAAGGGCAUCACUCAUCAUCUUCAUUCUGGCUUUCACAAUUUUUGUGAGCGCAAUCUCACUAGGUGGAGUUGGCAUAUCAAAUAUGAUUGAGAAGAUUCAGAAUAAGGAAUACAUGGGUUUUGAGAAUCUAUGCAAGUAUGAUGCUUAGCAU
Molecule: messenger RNA, 1608 nt
Organism: Telopea speciosissima
Lineage: Eukaryota; Viridiplantae; Streptophyta; Magnoliopsida; Proteales; Proteaceae
Product: sulfite exporter TauE/SafE family protein 3-like
Exons: 12
Coding region: 154-1605 (483 amino acids)
Biological process (GO): protein ubiquitination
Cellular component (GO): Cul4A-RING E3 ubiquitin ligase complex; membrane
Source: RefSeq, a predicted model, not a curated record